AUGGGCGUUCCGGCCCUUUUCAGAUGGCUUUCCCAAAAGUACCCCAAAAUCGUUUCACAAGUGAUCGAGGAACAGCCGCAAGAGAUUGACGGCGAAUUCAUACCCGUGGACACGCGAGGACCGAAUCCAAAUGGCGAGGAGACGGACAACCUUUACCUCGACAUGAACGGCAUUGUCCAUCCGUGUUCGCAUCCGGAGGACAAACCGGCGCCAGCUACCGAGCAGGAGAUGAUGGUGGAGGUCUUCAAGUACACCGAUAGGGUGGUGAAGAUGUCGCGGCCGAGGAAGCUGCUUAUGAUUGCUUCAGACGGUGUUGCACCUAGAGCGAAGAUGAACCAGCAGCGAUCGCGUCGAUUCAGAUCCGCACAAGAGGCCAAGGAGAAAGAUGAGGACAAGGCUGAAUUUCUCAAGAUGCUUCAAUCGCAAAAGAAAGAUGGCGUCAUCGAGGAGGAGGUCCACGAAGCCAUCAACAAGAAGACAUGGGAUAGCAACGCCAUCACACCAGGCACCCCCUUUAUGGACAUCCUGGCUGCAAGCUUGCGCUACUGGUGCGCGUACAAAUUGAACACAGAUCCGGCAUGGGCGAAGCUCAAAGUCAUCAUUUCUGACGCGACUGUCCCUGGCGAAGGCGAGCACAAGAUCAUGGAGUUCAUUCGAUCGCAGCGGCGGUCGCCGGAACACGAUCCGAACACUCGUCACGUGAUCUACGGCUUGGAUGCUGAUCUGAUCAUGUUGGGUCUUGCUACUCACGAACCUCACUUCCGUGUACUUCGAGAAGAUGUGUUCUUCCAAGAAGGGAAGCAGAGGACAUGCAGGAUCUGCGGACAGACAGGUCAUAAAGCGGAGGAGUGCCGCGGCGAGGCCAAGAAGAAGCAAGGAGAAUUCGAUGAGAAACAGAACUCGCCAACUCUGAAGCCCUUCAUCUGGCUUCAUGUGUCGGUGUUGCGGGAGUACCUUGCAGAAGAGUUGUAUGUCCCAGAUCAACCUUUCAAAUUCGAUCUUGAGCGCGCAUUAGACGACUGGGUAUUCAUGUGCUUUUUUGUGGGCAACGAUUUCCUUCCGCAUUUGCCCAGUCUCGAUAUCAGAGAGCAAGGCAUUGAUACGCUGAUCUCCAUAUGGAGAGAAAAUAUUCCCAUUAUGGGAGGUUACGUCACCAAGGAUGGCCACGUCGACCUUGCGAGAGCGCAAUGCAUCCUUUCCGGGCUGGCCAAGCAAGAAGACGCCAUCUUCAAGCGUCGCAAGCAAACCGAAGACAGAAGAGAAGCCGGCGCCAAGAGAAGGAGACUCGAGGAUGCGCGUAAUGGCAGAAACUACACGCCAGGCGGGAGGCAAAAUGGUCAUAGCGACCCGAGCACGCCAACAUCCAAUCCUAAGAGAGGUCGCAAACCGCCUGCUGCACCCAGCAUCGCUGAUAUGGCCCAAAUUCCCAGCUUUACGCCUGGAGAGUCUAACCCAGAGGAUGCCAGAAUCAUGUCGCACGAGAUGUUUGUCAACCGCAAGGCCAUGUUCCAGGCCCAGCAAGCCCAGCAGGCACAAGAGGCUCAACAAGCGAACAAGAGCGCCGCAGCUGUGCUUAAGGAGAAGCUGCUUGGACGCAGGGCGCCUGGUACUCAAGACGGCGCUGGAGAGGCUGCCACUGUUGACGGUGAACCCAAUGGCACGGAUAUUCCCGGCACUCCUGCCAGCGACGUUGGGCUUACCCCACAAUCAGCGCUGGGCAAACGCAAAGCAGAUAUGAUCGAUGAUGAUAGCGCAGACCUCGGACGUGCGACGCCGGAUGCCGGUGCAGAUCCUCAGAAAAACUCAGACGAGCCAGCGCCCGAUACCGUACGCCUGUGGGAAGACGGUUAUGCGGAUCGCUACUAUGAACAAAAGUUCAAGGUCGACCCCAAAGACGUUGAGUUCCGGCACAAAGUUGCCAAUGCGUACGUGGAAGGUCUUGCUUGGGUUCUGCUUUACUACUUUCAAGGUUGUCCUUCGUGGACGUGGUACUAUCCAUACCACUACGCGCCCUUCGCCGCCGACUUUGUGGACCUCGACAAGCUUGAGAUCACAUUUGACAAGGGCAGACCUUUCAGGCCCUACGAGCAACUGAUGGGUGUGCUUCCAGCCGCGUCCAAUCAUGCAAUACCUGAAGUUUUCAGGCCUUUGAUGGUCGAACCGAGCGAGAUCGCAGACUUCUACCCAGAGGACUUCGAGGUCGAUCUCAACGGGAAGAAGUUUGCAUGGCAGGGUGUUGCGCUUCUGCCGUUCAUCAACGCGAAGAGGUUGCUGGAUGCUAUGGCAACGAAGUAUCCGCUACUAACGGCGGAGGAAGUGGCCAGGAAUGAGCUUGGCAAGGACGUGCUCUUGUUCUCCACUAGCCAUCCACUGUAUGAAGAGGUGUCGACGAAUUUCUACAGCAAGAAGCAAGGCGCGCCGAAGUACAAGCUCAACGCUCGCAUCAGCGAAGGCUUGAGCGGCAAGGUCGAGAAGAACGAGGAUUACCUCCCUGGGAGCACCCUCAGCUAUCCCGGCGGAGACGGCACAAUGCCGGACAUCGAGGAUGAUCAGUCCAUCAGUGUCCACUACGAAAUGCCCAAAUCAACCCACAUUCACAAAUCUAUGCUCCUCCCCGGUGUCAAGUUUCCUCCACCUGCCCUCGACCGCUCUGACAUCGAAACCACCCGCGCCCGCGCCUCCCGCUCCGGCCGCUCCUACGGCGGCGCCCAAUUCAACAAUAACGACUUCAACGGCGGCUCCCGCCCAGGCAGAGGCGGCGGCAGGAACAGCCACCAGUUCCGCAACAACAACAACCGCAAUGGCGGCGGCGGCGGCGGUGGGUAUGAAGACCAGGGCCCGAGGAGCUAUGAUACGCGUUCGAGCAACGGCGGCAACCAAGGAGGACUGAAUUACGCGAACCCCAUUGCGGCGCACCUGAAUCCGAAUUUCGAUCCUAGUAGCUUUGGCCGUGGACCGCCUGGCUUCCCGCCGUUCGAUCCGAGAGGCCCGCCGCCGGACCCGAGGAUGCUGCCGCCAGGGUUUAUGCAGCAGUGGGCGCAGGCGCAGGGGAUGCCGCCUAUGCCGAUGCCGGGCGCGGGAAGAGGUGGGUAUGGUGGACAGGGCGGGUAUGGAGCGCCACAGGCGUCAAGGGGUGGGUAUGGAGGCGGGUACGACGGGUCGCAGAACAGAGGUGGAGGUGGAGAUGGGUAUGAUAGGUACGAUGGCCGCGAGAGCUAUAGCGGACAGCAGCAGCAGCAGGGCAGGGACGGCGGCGGUGGUGGAUAUAGAGGGAGAGGAGGGAGAGGCGGUGGCGGCGGAGGUGGUAGGGGUGGGAGGGGUGGGUAUUGA
Molecule: messenger RNA, 3330 nt
Organism: Coniosporium apollinis CBS 100218
Lineage: Eukaryota; Fungi; Ascomycota; Dothideomycetes
Exons: 5
Coding region: 1-3330 (1109 amino acids)
Biological process (GO): nuclear-transcribed mRNA catabolic process
Cellular component (GO): nucleus
Molecular function (GO): 5'-3' RNA exonuclease activity; zinc ion binding; RNA binding
Source: RefSeq, a predicted model, not a curated record